Molecule: messenger RNA, 4592 nt
Organism: Schistosoma rodhaini
Lineage: Eukaryota; Metazoa; Platyhelminthes; Trematoda; Strigeidida; Schistosomatidae
Source: the annotation of a GenBank genome assembly
ACUUAAUAUCGUCAUGGUGCGAGUGGCGUAAUUUUAAAUAUGCUGCAUUGUUGUGUUUAUCGAACCGUAACAAUUUUGCAGUCGUGAUAUCAAAUAUAGUAGCAGUAUACACGUUCAACUUUUAUACAGUAGACUAUUUGGUGAGUUUUGAUUAUCAUUGAUCAGUAGUACCGAAGAUGACGACGUACCGUAGUUUUUAUUUAUUCAACAGCACAUAAACUUAUAACUAGUGGCAUUCAACGUUUUAUUAAAAAAUAUUGAUAUGGCACAAUGUGUUAAUUAAUUCAUUUAUCGAUAUCUGAAUAAAUGUAAUAUAAUGAGUAAGAUUACCCUAAAGCAAGCGUUUCCACCGCCUGACAAGAAACAGUUAUCAGACCACACAGAAGACUUCUUCCACUUCUUUUCAUCAGAUGAAAUCAGAUUUAUCUGUCUUACUUAAUGAGGAGGAACAAGAUUUUUCAUCACAACGUUAACAUUUGGAAUAUCAAUUCGUGAAGUAAUUUGCUACGAUGAUGUAUUUUACGAUCAUGUUUCCAAAUGAAUUUCGUCGAACUACAACUAUUUUUAUGUAAGACUCCUGCAUAACCUUGAACUCGAAUAUGGAUAAUGUUGGUUUACCUUGAAGUGUGCAUUUGACAAUAUCUUCAUAUUCUGUUUGGUCUUUAAUUUUUAAUCUUCAUGAUACAAAUGUCCCUUAACUUAUAUUUCUCACCGUGGUACACUUUUUAAAAUCUAUACUUCUUCAUCAUUAAGAUAAAUUCUCGAACUCCCGCUGAUUAUACCAAUAAUCUCCACUCAAUGAAAGAUUAUAUACGGUUGAAUUCUCCGAAAUGUAUAUUCACCAUUGGAAUGCCAACUAAACGACCUCAUUAGUGCUCAUAACGUACUCCUAUGUAUAGUAUUGAUACAGCUUUUGGUCAUCCUCACUUUCAACCUUUAAUGGAAAUGAAUGGAGGGACAAUAAAAAACGAAAGUCUAUACAGUCUUCUCGCAUCUAACGGUUCUUCUUUUGGAAUAGAAAACAAAAGCAGCAAUGUUAAGUCGCUGCUAAAUAUUGCUCAAAUGCGUGAAGAGAAACAAAACAAAUUUCAAAGCGAAAACUCAGCGAUUAUAACAGAUAAUAUUUCACUGCAUUUGAGUAAUUUUUCAUUAGGACAAAAUAAACCAGAAAUUAAUAAGCCUGGAAACCGAUCAAGCAGAUCAAGGACCAAAAGAAACACCAGUCCAUGGACAUAUAAUAGCUCAAAACUUGAAAAUCAGAAUAAAUCUCCGAAAAUCCAAAACCGGACUGUAGCAUGUGGUGUGGAUUUUAAUGAAGUUCCGGUAAAAACAAUACCCAAAAGCUGCGUAAAUGAACCAACUAGUCUUCCGGUUUCAUUAUAUGAGUCGAUUAGUACACCGUGUGUAAAGCCGUCAUCAGAUAAAACGAUAAAAACAUGUCUCACUCCGGAAAUGGCAAUGAAGUUGUAUUUUCAUAAACUUAGCGCGUACGAACACCAGGAAAUAUUGAACUAUCCUUAUGUAUAUUUUGUGGGACAUAAUGCAAAGAAAAGAAACGGAAUUUUAGGGACAGGAAAUAAUUGUGGUUAUGACGAUGAUCAGGGUUCCUACAUACACAGUGCACACGAUCAUGUUGCCUAUCGUUAUGAGGUUUUAAAAAUACUUGGGAGAGGUAGUUUUGGACAGGUUGUUAAAGCCUACGAUCAUAAAGAUGGUGUUUAUGUUGCAUUAAAAAUGGUGAGAAAUGAAAGGCGUUUUACGAAUCAAGCGACUGAAGAGAUUCGAAUUCUCGAACAACUGAAAAAACAGGAUGUAGACAAUACACGUAAUGUCGUGCAUAUUUCCGAACACUUUACUUUUCGUGGUCAUGUUUGUAUAACAUUUGAACUACUAAGCAUAAAUCUAUAUGAACUUAUCAAACGAAGUAAAUUUCAAGGGUUUCCUCUACCGCUAGUUAGAAAAUUCGCUCAUUCAAUUUUAGUAUGUCUGGAUAUGUUGCACAGAAAUAAAAUUAUUCACUGUGAUCUAAAACCGGAAAACAUCUUGCUUAAACAACAAGGUAGGAGUGGGAUUAAAGUGAUCGAUUUCGGUUCAAGUUGUUAUGAAAGUCAGCGUCUAUACACUUAUAUACAAUCGAGAUUUUACAGAGCUCCGGAAGUGAUUCUCGGGUGUAAGUAUGGUCUACCGAUUGACAUGUGGAGUUUUGGAUGUAUUCUAGCGGAGUUACUAACAGGUGCUCCUAUAUUUCCAGGGGAAGAUGAAGGAGACCAACUUGCUUGUAUAAUAGAAUUGCUUGGGAUGCCACCUCAAAAGCUACUGGAUCAAUGUCGAAGAGUGAGAAGUUUUUUCUCGGCGACUUAUGGAUACCCAAGAUACUGCAUGGCUAUGGAUGCAAAUGGCUGUGUCGUACUUCGCAGUAGUAAUACCAAAAGGGGUAAAAUUAGAGGUACUCCUGGAAGUCGGUCAUUAGUCACAGCCCUUAAAGGUUGUGAAGAUACAGUUUUCCUUGAUUUUAUUAGGAAGUGUUUACGGUGGACACCAGAGGAGCGUAUGACUCCACGAGAGGCUUUUAAACAUGAGUGGCUUCGCAGAAAACUGCCGAAACCUCCUGGAGCUAGGAACAUGUCUUCUAAUGUGUCGAAUCCCAACACAAUAAACAAAGUCACUCAUACUACACAAUUACCGCAUAAUAUUUCCACAACUAUUAGUACUGCAUCCAACACAACCACGACAAUUUCAGUUAACACAUCUAUAAGUAUAAACUCCCUUGGAAAAGUUCAAAGUAGAGUUUCUAAAACCGAAUGUGCUAGUAAGUUGAAUGGUGAGGGAUGUGUACAUCAAAUUGAAAAUAGUUCUGUUCAUGCAGCUGUUCAUAAUUCAUGUGACUCUACGAAGGCUACAGCCCCUUAUUCUAUCACAAGUACGCCAAUAGCUACAAUUGAACCUAGAUCUAUUACAUCAGUUAAUAAAUCUGCAAGUCAAAUGUAUACUAACUCUGAAAUUACUCCAGAAAAUAAAAUAACAAUGAUCGUUACAACUGAAUCACUUCAAGAUGUAGGUGAAAAAAGACUUAUAAGGGAGAAAACAUUAUGCACCGAUAACAUAAGACAAUCUGAACAUAAAGAACGAUAGUGUAAAACUUAUAACUAGGUGACAUUAGGUAUACACUACUGCAAUUUUCGAAUAAGCUGAUACAUCUCCCAACAUUGAUAUGCAGAACUUUAUCUUUGGACAACUACCUUUUUUCCUCAAACGGAUAUUUGAGAAUAAGAUGAAAAAACAAUUAGCUCCACUUUUCUGACUUUAUUUCGUGUAAAUCCUGUUUUUAUUUUCUUUUUUAUAGUUUGCUUUUACCUGGGUGUAUUUUGAUGAUAAUUUCAAACAGUGAGAGAAUUAGUUUAAUAAUCUCAUUCAUACUUAUUUUUUCACACAUUUGUUAUUUUAAUGCGAAGUAAUUGAUGGCAAUAGCAACAGUAAUAAUAAUAGUUAUGAUUGUAGCCAUGAAACCAUUAUCUUGACUUGUCUGUAUAAAUUUACUAAACUUUUGUAUGUAUGACAUACAAGAUUGUUGAGAUGUAUCCCAGUGAUAUUUCAAAAUUAUUAUGCUGGUAGUAAAAACCAAACAUUCAGCUUUUGUUAGUAUCUCAGUUUUUUUAUUUUCUGUAAAAACUGGAUGAUGUAAUAAAAAUGUUAAUAAUGAUAAUAAUCAGUAAUGUAAAUUAAAGACAAUUUCAUGUAGCAAAACACCAGUUCAGUGAAUUACUAAAAGUAAAUAUGAAUUCAUUUGUUUAAUGUGUAAACAAACCGAUUUGAGUUUGACACAUGUAUAUGCAGCCGUGACGAAGUAAAAACUGAGUUUUAAACGAGAUGGUCAAAACAUGACAAUCGUGAUGCGUUAUUUUAAUACCCAAGUACGUAGACUAAAUAGAGCUGAAAAACACUUAGGUGGGUCUUUCAACUUACCAACAUAGAGCACAGAUUAUGUUGACCAUCUCUUAAGAUUAUGACUAAGGAGAAGUUUAUUUUCACCACAUUGAAGAUACGUAGACUCGGGAGUGUUUUAGAAUAGUGGGGAUAAUUCAGUUGUGUUGUCAUAUUGUGUGCUGAAAUUUUAGUCUGUAGCACGAAAAAAAUAUUCCCCUUUCACCACUAUUGCAAUAACACAUUGGUAUUAAGGCAUAUUCACUCGUAUAUUUAGUGUACAAUUGACACUCCAUUUUGAAUUAAUGCAGAUACUUUGGAGGAGAUACACCCAGAUUACGGUGAAUGUUUAGGGAUAGAAAUAUUUCCGAGAAAGUAUUCAUUACUACUACUUCUCUACACCACGAAUAGUGUCUAUGCCUUUACCAUUCCUUAUCGAUAACAAACACCGAAGAUGACAAGCAAAUGUAAAAUAGUUUACAGCUAGGAAAUCCAAAAAUUACUCUCAAUUUUCAGUUUCAUUGAUGUUACUAAACUCACGUUUCUCACUGCAAACAACUUAGACAUUAACUAUUCACGUUUUUAAGAUUAACAUAUAGCUAUGUAGAUCGUCUGUCGUUAAAAGUGUUAUUUUUAAACAAAUAACUUGCCGUCCAGUGCUUCCAGGUUUU